Phragmites australis (common reed) is the source of this 1577-nucleotide messenger RNA. Its product is annotated as protein TOO MANY MOUTHS-like. Gene Ontology annotation, molecular function: protein binding. The transcript has a single exon. The record is from RefSeq and is a predicted model, not a curated record. NCBI's taxonomy places the organism in Eukaryota, Viridiplantae, Streptophyta, Magnoliopsida, Poales, Poaceae. The coding region runs from base 13 to 1500 and encodes 495 amino acids.
AAGCACGUUGCAAUGGCUCCCGCCGCGAUGUCGUGGAUCAUGAUCGUCGUGGUGGUGGUCGGCGUCCGGCCGUCGUGCCGCGCCGAGUUCACGGUGGUGGUGCCGAGUUCAUCCGAGGCGGCUCUGAUGAACGCGCCGCACACCGGAUUCUCGGACCGCGCGCGCACCGACCCGGCGGAGCAGCGCGCAGUGCAGGAGGUGAUGGCGGCCACGGGCAACGGCUGGGCGUGGGGCAUCGCGGACGUGUGCGGCGGCCGGUGGCACGGCAUCGAGUGCGUGCCCGACCGGGACGACGUCUACCACGUCGUGUCCCUCGCCUUCGGCACGCUCUCCGACGACACCGCGUUCCCCACAUGCGACGCGGCGCGCGCCACGCUCUCCCCGGCCGUGCUCGCGCUCCCGCACCUUCGGUCGCUCUUCUUCUACCGCUGCUUCACGGCCAACCCGCAGCCCAUCCCGGCGUUCCUCGGCCGCCUCGGCCCGGCGUUCCGAUCUCUGGUGCUUCGCCAGAACGGCCACGUUGGCCCGAUCCCCGCGGAGCUCGGGGAACUCAAGGCGCUACGCGUGCUCGACCUCCACGGCAACCGCCUCACCUCCGCCAUCCCCGCAACCAUCCAGUCCCUGAGCCACCUCCAGAUGCUCGACCUCAGUUACAACCGCCUCGGCGGCCAGGUACCGCACUUCAAGUUCCAACGCCUCAGCAUCCUGGACCUCAGCUACAACGCGCUGCAGGGCCGUGUGCCAGCGAGCCUCGGCCAAUGCCGGUCUCUGCUAAAGAUUGACCUCAGCCAGAACUUCCUCGCCGGCACGAUCCCGGACGCACUCGGCAACCUGUCCGACCUCACGCUGCUGGACCUCAGCCACAACGCGCUGUCCGGCCCGAUCCCGGCCGCGUUAAACCGGUUGUCAUCGCUGCGGUCGCUGAUCCUCAGCGACAACCGGAUGCAGUUCACGACUGUGCCCGGCGACUUCUUCUCCGGGCUCAAAGCGCUGACCACGCUGGUGCUUUCCGGAAUGGGACUGUCCGGGUCAUUGCCUGAAUCUAUCGGGGACCUGAGCAAGCUCCGGGUGUUGCGCCUAGACAACAACCAGUUCACCGGCGUGAUACCGGUGAGCUUCCGGCAGCUGGAGAGGGUGAGCGAGCUCCGAAUCGACAGCAACCGGCUGGUGGGGCCGAUACCGUUCGGCCAGGAGAUGAUGUGGAGGCUGGGCAAGAAGCUGCGCGUCGGGGGCAACGAGGGGCUGUGCUACGACACCAAGCAGGAAGGCCUCGAGGGCGUCAUUGCGCUUGCCGGCGUUGCGGACUGCGACAGCGUGAGGAGCCGUACGACGCAGCACUUGGUUUGGAGCAAUAGCACUUUAGGUGGCCGCGGCGGUGCUGUGGCUGGCGGGACCUCAUCGUCUGCUUCCGGCAGCCGUAACGCAGGUGGCGUUGGUGUUGGGAGUUGGCUCUUGCUCGUGUCUCUGUACCUUGCAUGGUUUGUAGCCUUGCAGUGGUAGGUGGGCCGGGUUGUGCUGAUUGGUUGAACUGUGAGUUGUGGUGUAAAGAGUGCAGGGAAUUUUUUGUACGAGGGGAA